GCGAACGAGAUCGAGGGCGCGGGAGAAUGAGGCGAACGAGAUCGAGGGCGCGGGAGAAUGGGCGGGCUCGCUGGAGAAGGAUCCCGGCGGGAGCACCGGAGAUGGAUGGCGGCCGGCUCUGCUAGGGCUGAAGAUGAGCCGCCAUGGCCUCCGCCUGUCUCGAUCUGUUUCCCUGUCGAUGGCGAUUGGAGGGAGACGAGGAGUCGGGCCUGAGGCUUGGGAUAGAAAGAUAAUGGUUCGGUUCAGUAAUGACAUUGGUGGGUAAAUUAUUUUAAGUUUAGGUGAAGUGGAACAGGUGAAGCACCUUUUUCUUGACUCGAGUAGAAAUAAACUAGAGAGGUAUAUGGCUUCACUUCAACCAUGCGGUGAAGUUUAGAGUGUUUGGAAUGACUUCACCUGCUCCACUGCUGAAAGUGUGAAUUGGAGCCAUCCCAAACAGGCUCUGAGUCCGUAGCGGCUGUGGAGUCAAACUUCACUGCACAACUGCUCUCCUCCGUUGAUGGUUCCCAACGCAGCAGCCAAAGCGGCUCUCGUCACACCAGACUGGCCGUCCCGCUUCCCGGAGGAAAGCCAGAGAGGCGCGGAUGCACGGAGCGCGGCGCCGCAUAAAUGCCCCAAGCACCCAACGUUCAGACUUCAGCGAUCACCCUGCUUGCAGCUUGUCCCACUAGUCCCCGGCUCUCUAUUAGCCCAAGGCAAGCUAGUACAGUUCGCUUGUUUUCGCUUAAACACAAGCCUUCAAGAUGGUCUCGCGGGCCGUGGUGGCCGUGUUCGUAUUCUUAUUCUGGCCGGCUUUGGUUGCCGUCGGCUCCUACUCUCUUCUGGGCGGCGGUGGCCGUCGGCUCCUACAUCUGCGGGCCGGUGGUGGCCGUUGGCUCCUACAUCUUCUUGACGGCGGUAGCCGUCUGUAGCAGCUUCUUUUGGCUGGUUGUUUCCGUGUGCUCCUACUUGUUCUGGCUGGUGUUCGCCGUGUGGUCUUACCUCAUCGGGCCUGUGGUGACGAUGGAGGCGCCAGACGCGGCCGGGAGGUUCAUCUCGCUGCAGGCGUUCGAGGCAUGCCCUGCGGUCUACUAUUCCCUUCUCCGCCGCUUCGGAUCCGCCGUCGCCGUGCCCGUGUUCGGUGGCCUCGUCCCCGGUUUCCUGAUCCACGCUAUGUGUUCUGUAAGCACUGCUCUUCCUCAACCGUUCGUGCGUCUCUUGACAUGGCUUUCGUUUCAGUCUUGUACUAUAAUCACUCCUUUCUCAACCAUUCGUCCGAUCUGAAAGUGCUCAUGGAAGCAAAUGGGUUUGCCACAGAUCCCUGCAGCAUGAAUAUUGAACGUCAAUGCUCAUUAUAUGAUGUUGUGGCUAUUAAUAUCUCUUUUCUAGUAGCGCCCAUAUCUUACUCUUAACAAGGAAUACUUAUACUUUGUUGCAUAUUCAAGGGCACCGAAGUUUAUAUUUUGCUUGAAGAGUUGAAAUCGUGCUACAACUAGCUAUGAUUGAUCAGAAAAUACAUGAAAAGUUGAAGUUAUGCUACGUAAGGCUCACAUUAUAUAUCUUGGGGCCCCCCAUUAUCUUGAGGUGCAGUGUGUAGUUUUUGUUUUGCCUUACUCUGUUUUUAUGGGUUAGCAGGGGUUGUACUUUUGCCUUAUCGUGUACUUCAGCUUCAGAAAAACCUCUCUGUUGACAAUUAGUGCUCGUUGUGUGUCUCCGGAUAAUUAGUGCUCGUUGGUCGAGUUAGUUAUGUGCUAAUGUGCUCGCUAUGGAUCGAGUACUGUACUCCGUUGCUACCCUUUUUGUGCUAAGUCGUGUCGCCUCAAUGGCUAGUGUCAACGAAUCUGAAAGUGUAUUUUGUACUUUUCGUACUCUGGACUCUGGUGAUUACCGUGUUUGGUUUUGGGACCUCUGCAAUAUGCAAUAGAGAGCAUAGUUCUUCAACAACUUGCGUGGUUUCGACUAAUUUUUGCAUCGAGAUCCUGGUUUCACCUCCUCUUUGAUCAAGGAUAGUUUUGGUCAAUUGGUUGAUGAGGGCCAUGGUCUAUUUCGAUCAAGGAUACCUUCGGUAAUCCUCGUCACUUGUCCGUUUCCAUUGAUUAGGAUUCCAUUGAUUAGGAAACACGACGCAUCAUAUAAUUCCGCUAGUCCUACAUGAAAUUCGUGGUCAAAUUUGAGUAUGUUCAUGAACAUUGAGUUCUUCAACUGGAAGAAUGCACGCUCACUGCACCCUACACCAGAUACUCGUGUUCUAAUAAAGCAGAGCUACAAACAGUAUCACAGAAUUAUUUUGCACCGUCUAUUUGCUUUGAUUUAAGGGCUGAGAUCCGUUGAUACUCCUCGUUACUCCGAUUUAAAUAUGUGAAGUAUUAACCCAAAACUUACGGAGUAUCAAGACACAGGUGGUAAAAAGGUAAUCCUCGACACACAGCGGGACCCCUCCCGUGCCAUGCUCCUCCUCAGUGGGCCAUCCGCCUCCCUCGCCGCCGGCGAACAACUACUUGCAGCAGCAGCAAGGGCCUCCCCGCCGAGGAACAACUACCACCAGCAGCAGCAGCAAAGGCCUCCCCCACCGAGGAACAACUACCAGCAGUAGGGGCCUUCGUCUCCACCUCUCAGGAACAACUAUGGCCAGCCUCCGCCCCAUGAGCGGUCAGCGAACUGCAGCGCCUCCCCACCGUCCAGCCCCACCCGGCGCGCGCCCCUCCCAGCUGCCGCCCAAGGCCCUCAACGCCCCUGGCUCCUUCGGCAAGACGAUGGGACGUUGUGCUGCACUUGCUAGUUGGCCGCGGCCGCCGGCGGAGGACAUCGACGCGAGGAGAGCGGCAGCGGCGCGCUGGGAGAAGGACGUCGGCGGAACGCUGCGAUGAGGACGGCGGAGCGCGAGCCGCACUGCAAGGAGGCCAGUGAACGGCGACCGCGACGCCUGGCGGAGCAGAGGGGAUCGAUUGAACAAAUUAGUCGUGGUUUUAUUUUUUUACCAAUGUGAAAAGACCCUAAUACCCUUCCGUGAUACUCUGUUUGGUCCUAAAUGAGUAUUGGGUACCGCAGAAACUGUCACAAUUAUAUGGAGGAAUUAUUUAGCAGAGUAGCAGAAGAUGGCGGUAGAUUCGGUCCGAAAAAAUAAGGAGCAGCUGUCACCGCUGCGAGACUAGCUCGCUGGCACUAGACUGUUUUUCGGUGUCUGACACACCCUCUUCCUCCUAACCCUCAGUUGGGUCAUUGGACUUACCUCGCCGGUGGCUCAUCACCUACUUGUGUCCGUUGUUUCCGUCGGGUUCAGCCAUCGUUCCGGCUUAGACUCUCCUCGCCAUCGUCAUCAUGGCCCACUGCACCAUCGUUGGCUCUGGCUUGCCAUGGUCUUCUUUCCAUGGUUGCCUCCAUUGCCCGUCGCUAUCGUCAAUUCCGCGACUUUUCGGCAUCUCGUUUCACCGCUGGUUGUUACUUGACCUUGAGAGGAAUAAUGAAGGCAGGAUUCAGGUACCCAUGCCAUGGCAAGCAUUGGCGGAUACUUCGCUUUGGGUCCUACAAGUUUCGCAUGCAUUUCAAUUUAACUUUGAUCAUAAAAUAGAUAACUUACAUGCUUUUGGUAUGUCCAACUCGUCUUAUUAUUAUUCAGAGAUCAGUCAAUUGUCAACCGUCCAGCUGUCGGAUCUGGUUUAUAGUUUAAGAUUCAAAACAAAUAAUUGAGAGCAGUAGGGGUGGCGCUCAGAUACUUAUUCAACGGCUCUCGUAGGGUCAAUGAGAUAUAGGCUUUUUGCUUAAAAAUCUGACAGAUGAGAAAUAGACACAUCAUUCAUCCUAAAAAUUAAAUCAUUCGAAGACUUUUUGAUUGUAAUGAUUUUUUGGCACAUAAUCCAUACUUUACUGAUAAAAUUAACUUUUUUGAAUUCAAAUUUUGAUUGUUUGUAAUUAUUUUUUGGCGCAUAAUCCAUAAUUUACCGAUAAAAUUAACAGUAAAAUUUGAAUUUCGAGAUAUCAGAAAGAAAACAAGUACUCCGUGUCACAAGGUGUGGGAUACUGGGAUGGCAGACUGCUACCCCGUGAGUCCGUGACUUGUUGACCAGACUUUACCAAGUCUUUGCUUUUACUUGUACAACACUUCAUCUUUCAAGUCAAUAAAGAGAGCAAAAGCUGCAGGCCAGGCAGCACCAAAACGCGUGUGUGUCCUCCUCCUCACUUCUCUCACUCUCCAGCUAGUGUGUGUGUGCUCCAAGCUUCGGCAAACACCACAAUCUAGGUAGCCAGCCGGCCGGCCCGGAGAGAAAGCGAAUCGUGAUUGUUAUCGCUUAUCACCUUCAAGAUGAUCUUGCAGGCCAUGGUGGCCGUGUUCUCAUUCUUCUUCUCGCCGGCAUUGGCGUUCGUGGGCUCCUGCAUCUUCUGGCCCGCGGUGGCCGUCUCCUCCAGCUUCUUCUGGCUAUUGGUUUCCGUGUGCAACAGCUUCUUCUGGCCGGUGGCGGCCGUCUGGUCCUACGUCAUCGGGCCGGUGGUGACCAUGGAGGCGCCGGGCGCGGCCGGGAUGUUCGUCUCGCGGCAGGCGUUCGAGGCAUGCCCUGCGCUCUACCACUCCCUGCUCCGCCGCUUCGGAUCCGGCGUCGCCGUGCCCGUCUUCGGCGGCCACAUCCCCGGUUCCCUGAUCCGCGCCGUGUGUUCUAUCCCUGCAGCAGCGAGGAGGCUUCUACAGCGGAGCGCGGACGGCUUCGACGGCGCUGCCCUAUGGGAGCUCGUCAAGGCGAAAGCCGACGAGCUCUUCCCGCCGGAGACCCGCUGGGAGACGCUCGGGCGCUGGCUGCACGUCGCCGUCAACAAAGCGCUCCCGGCCUCGCUCGGCGCCCUGGCGCUGUUCUACUUCUUCCGCGGCUGCUGGAGGACCGGGCGCGGGCUCGGGAAUGUCAGGAUUAAUCUUCAGUAGUCUAAUUAGGAAUGUGUUUCCGUGUUGUUUUGUUACCAAGACGUGAGUUACUAGUUCUGUCAAAGUAGUGAUGCGUCUGUAUGAGCCGCAAGCAUGCGACGCGUCUGUAUGUUGAGCCGCAAGUAUGCUUCCAUUAGACUUCUGUACGUGUUUUUUUAUUUUAUUUUCUGCAAAGAUGUUUCUGUGUUUAUUUUCUA
Messenger RNA from Brachypodium distachyon (stiff brome), 5085 nucleotides. RefSeq lists its product as uncharacterized. NCBI's taxonomy places the organism in Eukaryota, Viridiplantae, Streptophyta, Magnoliopsida, Poales, Poaceae. The transcript has 2 exons. Bases 4280 to 4888 code for a protein of 202 amino acids. The record is from RefSeq and is a predicted model, not a curated record.